AGACAGAUUGGCUCUUCUGGCCGUCAAAUAUGAUUGAAAGGUUUCAGUUCUUGUCUUUGGUAUGCCUUGUGGUCUCAACUGUGGGGGUCCACAGCCAGAAAGAUCCCAAUGUAUGGGCUAAUAGAAGCGCUAUUGUGCAUCUUUUCGAAUGGAAAUUUGAAGACAUCGCCGAGGAGUGUGAGAGAUUCCUCGCCCCGAAAGGCUACGCUGGUCUUCAGGUGUCCCCCGUUCAGGAGAACGUCAUAGUGAACUCACCCAACCGGCCGUGGUGGGAGAGGUACCAACCAAUUUCUUUGAAGAUUGUUAGUCGCUCAGGAAAUGAGACGGCCUUCAGGUCCAUGGUCAGUCGCUGCAACGCAGUUGGUAUCAGGGUGUACGUAGAUGUUAUACUGAAUCACAUGACCGGUAACCAUGAGAAAGCCGUUGGUGUUGGGGGCUCAUCAGCCGACACAUUCAAUUUCGACUACCCAGCCGUGCCUUUUGAGCGCAACGAUUUCAACCAGCCCACGUGCGGCAUCGACAAUUACGCCGACCCCGUAAAUGUUCGUAAUUGUGAACUUGUAGGUCUCCAUGACCUGAACCAAACGGAGGCUGAUGUGCGAGAGAAGUUCAUUACAUUCCUCAAUCUACUGGUGAACUGCGGAGUGGCGGGCUUCAGGGUUGACGCUGCCAAACAUAUGUGGCCAAAGGACCUGCAAUACAUAUAUAGUCAAGUGGACAACCUGCAGACUUCCCAAGGAUUCGACCCGGGAAGCAGGCCGUUCAUCUACCAGGAAGUCAUUGAUCUGGGUGGCGAGGGAAUACAUAUUUCAGAUUACACUGGUUUCGGCCGUGCCACGGAGUUCAAGUACAGUUCUGAGAUCGGAAAUGCUUUCCUAGGAAACAAUCCCAUUAAGUACCUCAGCAACUUCGGUGAAGCCUGGGGAUUUGUCGGAAGUGGAGACGCUCUUGUUUUCGUCGAUAACCACGACAACCAAAGAGGAGGAGCAAAUAUACUGACAUACAAGCAAGCCAAAUUAUACAAAAUGGCGGUUGCCUUCAUGUUGGCGUAUCCAUACGGCUACCCGCGAGUUAUGUCCAGCUUUUAUUUCAAUGACUUCGAUCAAGGUCCUCCCCAGGACGCGAAUGGCAACAUUCUCUCUCCUAUCAUUAACAGCGACGACACCUGUGAUAAUGGGUGGGUUUGUGAGCACCGCUGGAGACAGAUCUACAAUAUGGUGGGCUUCCGGAACGUCGUGGCAGGAACUGGUAUGAAUGACUGGUGGGACAACUGGGACAAACAAAUCGCUUUUUGCAGAGGUGACAAAGGUUUCAUCGCUUUCAAUGACCAAUAUAAUGUGGACUUCAAAGAGUCAUUACAAACCUGUCUCCCUAAUGGGACCUACUGUGACAUUAUCUCUGGUUCCAAGUCUGAAAAGGGCUGUACUGGAAAGUCUGUUACUGUGGAUGAGAAUGGAAAAGCGUACAUUGAAAUUCUUCACGAUGAAUAUGAUGGAGUGCUAGCAAUUCAUGUUCAGUCAAAGCUGUAAAUCAAGAUGGCGGAGGAACAUGUACAAGAAGAUGCGUUACUAGUAAGAAUAAAAAAUAAUUCAGCACUUUCAUUCCUCUGGUUUCAGUUUAAUAACAGUAUCAUGUAGGCCUACGCAUGUUUGCUAGGUGCUAGCUUGGCCAUCAGCACAACAAUCAGUAAAUGAAAGAGAUGUUAACGUGUUGAUACAGGUGCUACACAUACUUUGUAAUUGUUCUUUCAAUAAAAUGUUAAAUCUCCUA
Cryptotermes secundus is the source of this 1770-nucleotide messenger RNA. Its product is annotated as alpha-amylase 1. NCBI's taxonomy places the organism in Eukaryota, Metazoa, Arthropoda, Insecta, Blattodea, Kalotermitidae. Gene Ontology annotation, molecular function: alpha-amylase activity; cation binding. Gene Ontology annotation, biological process: carbohydrate metabolic process. The coding region runs from base 30 to 1529 and encodes 499 amino acids. The record is from RefSeq and is a predicted model, not a curated record. The transcript has 11 exons.